Otolemur garnettii (small-eared galago) is the source of this 657-nucleotide messenger RNA. RefSeq names its product dickkopf WNT signaling pathway inhibitor 4 (gene DKK4). Gene Ontology annotation, biological process: multicellular organism development; negative regulation of canonical Wnt signaling pathway. Gene Ontology annotation, cellular component: extracellular region. Lineage: Eukaryota; Metazoa; Chordata; Mammalia; Primates; Galagidae. The coding region runs from base 1 to 657 and encodes 218 amino acids. Gene Ontology annotation, molecular function: co-receptor binding; receptor antagonist activity. The transcript has 4 exons. The record is from RefSeq and is a predicted model, not a curated record.
AUGGUGGUGGUGGUCCUGCUGGGGCUCAGCUGGUUCUGCUCUCCCCUGGGUGCCCUGGUCCUAGACUUCAACGGCAUCAGGAGCUCUGCUGUUGCUCGCAAGGGGUCACAGUGCUUAUCUGACAAAGACUGCAGUCCUGGAAAAUUCUGCCUCGAACGCCAAGAAGAGAAGCCGUCGUGUGCCGCCUGUCGUGGGUUCCGGAGGAGGUGCCAGCGAGAUGCUAUGUGCUGCCCGGGAGCGCUCUGUGUGAAUGAUGUCUGUACCAAGAUGGACGGUGCAAGCUCAGGCUUGGAGAGGGAGACUGAGGACCACGAUGGCACCCACACCCAAGGAACAACUGACCACCCAAUUCAGGAAAACAAACCCAGGAGGAAGCCCAACAUUGAGAAAUCCCAAGGAAGUAAGGGUGAAGAGGGAGAGAGCUGUCUCAGAACUUUCGACUGUGGCCCUGGGCUGUGCUGUGCUCGUCAUUUUUGGACUAAAAUCUGUAAGCCAGUCCUCUUGGAGGGACAAGUCUGCUCCAGGAGAGGCCACAAAGACAAUACCCAGGCUCCAGAAAUCUUCCAGCGCUGUGACUGUGGCCCCGGCCUGCUCUGUCGGAGCCAAGUGCCUGGUAACAGACAACGUGCUCAGUUAAGAGUGUGCCAAAAACUGUAA